CGCUACCUCACGAGCCUGUGCGCAGAAGCUGAGCGUCUCGGGAGGACGGAGCGCAGGGGAUUGUAAAGAACGUCCGCGCUUCAUGGGGAAGCUUUUAACUCACCGAUUGUUAAGAUUUCUUCGCGGAGGUCUAAAAAAAUGGCCUUGACUCAAGACGUUAUUACCAGUUUCUUGGUGGAGCGGGGCGGAAAAGCGAAGAACUCCGACUUAUUAAAAACGUUUAAUGACCUGCUGAACUGCAGCGAUCCCGAAGAAAAGAAACGAAACCGGGACCUUUUCAAGAAAUUCGUCAACAACAUCGCUGUUGUAAGGGAAAUUGAUGACGUGAAAUAUGUCGUACUUAAGAAAAAGAACUUAUAUGGGGGAAAACUCGCAGUAACUGCGCAGCAGCCUGAUUUGGGAGAAAAGCAAACCGGUGUUCGCUCAGCUGGCUCUGAGGUGGAACACAAGGGUCAUGAUCGAAAAGACGGUAAGAUCUUACGUUCACAGCUUGAGCACAGCACGCUAAGCCUUCCGAGUGCCAGCAAUGAGAACCUAAUGAAUGUUAGCUAUACCUCCACCCCGCGUCUCGUAGAUGCUCCGCAAACACGCAGAGCAGGGGAGGUUACCUAUGCAAGCAAUCCAGGUUCACCUGUGGUGAGAUCACAGAAACAUGAUGAAUCCCCGAAAGUCGAAGAUCUCAAUCUUCCAGGUGAAGCUAGAACCAGAAAGACUGGAUCUCCGUACACUGUGGUAGAUGUGAAGCCCCAGCCAGACAAACUGAAUGCAGAACGACGUGUGAUGCACCUCAAGGUGGAUGGACCAAGCACCGCAACACCUUUGACUGAAGCACAGAAACCGGGCCCAAAACCCUGUGCAUUACCUCUUCGCAUGCCCCCUCCUGAGAUUAAAGUAGAAUCAGUCGAUUCGGAUGCAGCGAAAAGUGACUCGGGGACAAGUGUCCCAGAACUUUCCAUUGAGAGAUCGCCCAGAUUCAAAAGGAGACAGCAGGGGGGUGGAAGUGUGCCCGGGUCCCCACAGGUCAGGAGAACCUGCAAGACCCCGAAACCAGGUGAUGAGGUCCACUUCCCCGAGUGCAUCCCACUGGAACCUGCAGAGCACGAGUGGAUGGUGAGGUGCGCUGCAGGGCACUGGAGUCAUGUCCACGGCCUCCUCCUGCAGGAUACACAUCUGGCCAAAAAGAGAGAUUUUAUAUCCGGCCUCACUGCCCUGCACUGGGCGGCCAAGAGCGACAAUCAUGAGAUGCUGUCCAAGAUCAUUGAGAUAGCCAAGCGGGGCGGCAUGGAAGUCGACAUCAACGCAAAGACGCAUGGCGGCUACACUCCCCUGCACGUCGCGGCUAUCCACGACCGUAGGGCCACCAUGGCCAUGCUGGUGCAGGAAUUUGGCGCCAACGUUCACCUCAGGGACAACAGCGGCAAGAAGCCUUAUCACUACCUACACCAGGGGGCGCCAUCCGAGCUGAGGGCGCUUCUCGGGGCACCACAGGUCCUCUCCAAAGAGGUCUCUCAGGAAAAGCUGGACAACUAUGCCUUUCCAGAUCAUCAGAAGGGCUUUAACACGCUGAGUCGCAUUUUCCAGCCUCACGUGGCACAUAAGAAAAAGUACAAGAGUCGGCCGAGUUUCUCCGCUUUGAGCGGAGUAGCAGAGGAGGAGAACGGAGCCAAGCAGAGACCCUCCUCCGACAUGUUCCACUGAGAACCCAAAGGCCAACAGCUCAUUUGGUUUUCUGCUGCUUUCUAACAAGAUAUUAUUUUAACCACAGUAAAGGAGGACAUUGGACUGUAGUUAUUUUAUAGUCUGCCUUAAAGUCCGGAUUGUACUGCAUUUUUUAAUACUGAGGUCAUAGUAGCUACAUUUAUAUAAUGUUAUUAAGGCCUAAAUUUCCUACAUUUUUAUAGCUGUCGAGUUCCAGCAGCCUGUCCUUGUGUUGUGAUGUCUUUUUAUAUUUAUGAAAAGUCUUUUACUGUAAAUACAUAAUGAUGAGACCUGCUGAAUUCAAA
Messenger RNA from Brienomyrus brachyistius, 2003 nucleotides. It is a transcript of the gene sowahab, whose product is annotated as sosondowah ankyrin repeat domain family member Ab. The transcript has a single exon. NCBI's taxonomy places the organism in Eukaryota, Metazoa, Chordata, Actinopteri, Osteoglossiformes, Mormyridae. The coding region runs from base 139 to 1698 and encodes 519 amino acids. Gene Ontology annotation, molecular function: protein binding. The record is from RefSeq and is a predicted model, not a curated record.